Exophiala bonariae is the source of this 3831-nucleotide messenger RNA. RefSeq lists its product as uncharacterized. The record is from RefSeq and is a predicted model, not a curated record. Lineage: Eukaryota; Fungi; Ascomycota; Eurotiomycetes; Chaetothyriales; Herpotrichiellaceae. The coding region runs from base 1 to 3831 and encodes 1276 amino acids. The transcript has a single exon.
AUGUUCGGUACAAGUCGCCCACAGCACUUCUGUGGCUGUUGGUACGCAAUCAAGGCCUCGAACAACUGGAACGUGGAAAGAAAAUAUCUCCCACAAGUCCAGCUUUCAUCGUCAACAACCAUUCUUGCCACCACCUCAAGAACAACAUUGAGACAGACCUUUAUCAAUGAUGGCUCCACAAAACUUGAACAAGUCCAGUACACAUUCCCUCUAUAUGAUGGCGUCAGUGUCGUUGGUUUUACCUGCACGAUAGGCUCCAAGACCAUCGUUGGUGUGGUAAAGGAGAAACAACAAGCUCGCGUCGAUUAUCAAGAAGCAAUUUCCCGUGGUGAGACCGCUGGACUCCUCGAACAACUCCCAGAAGCCUCAGAUGUCUUUACAACUUCGAUAGGCAAUGUGCCAGCCAAUGAGAAGAUUUCGGUGGAAAUCAUCUACCUCGGAGAGCUGAAGCACGACGCCGAAACAGACGGAUCACGCUUCACCAUCCCAACCGCAAUAGCACCACGCUAUGGACCCAUGACAAGAGACUCGGCCCAAGUUCUUUCUGGUACUCUUGACACCAAAACUGGAAUCUCCAUCUCUGUCGAUGUUACCCUCGAGGAAGGUUCGAUUGUCCGCGGUCUACAAUCUUCCAGUCAUCCAAUUGCUGUCACCAUGGGACGUACUUCAACGAUGGACGAAGACAGUUUCAGCAAUAACCAUGCCUCUGCCACGUUGACUCUAGGCACUACCGAGCUUGACAAAGAUUUUGUCAUCGUCGUUCUCGCAAAGGGCGCUGAUACUCCUCGAGCACUGCUCGAAACACACCCCACUAUUCCAAACCAACGUGCCCUCAUGGCAACCUUGGUCCCCAAGUUCAACAUCCCAAGCAUAUCUCCUGAGAUUGUCUUUGUCAUCGACAGAAGUGGCAGCAUGGGCGGAAAAAUCGACCUUGUGGUUGCCGCUAUGAAGAUAUUCUUGAAGUCUCUCCCAGUCGGAGUUAAAUUCAAUAUCUGUUCCUUCGGUUCCCAUCACUCUUUCCUUUUCAAGAAGAGCAAGACUUAUGAUCAAUCAAGCUUGAAAGAUGCACUAAAACACCUCGAAUCUUUCGCUGCCAACUAUGGAGGCACGGAGAUGCUUGCCCCUGUAAAGGAGACAGUCAAGAACCGCUUCAACGACUUGCCACUUGAGGUCAUGCUCCUUACUGAUGGCGAAAUUUGGAACCAAGAAGAGCUCUUCAAGUUCGUCAAUACCACCACCAAUGCCCGUUUCUUCACUCUUGGCAUUGGUAGUGGUGCAUCUUCUGCGCUUGUUGAAGGCAUUGCUCGCGCCGGCAAUGGCUUCGCUCAGUUUGUGGGUGAAAAUGAGAAGAUGGAUAAGCGAGUCGUCCGUAUGUUGAAAGGUGCGUUGACACCUCAUGUGACAGACUACAAGCUCGAGGUCGUCUACGAACCAAAAGAAGCUUUUUCGACAGAUGAUGAUUUUGAGAUCAUCGAAUCUGAAAUGCCAGUCAAAUCUCAAUCUCCUGCCAUUUCUACUCCACGAGCAAAGAGCCCAGAAAAGAAAACCAUCUCACUCUUCGACACUAAUGCCACUGAACAGCCCACUAACCCACCAGCCGGUCGGUAUGAUAACCUCCCAGAUAUUCCAGUGCCCAAAGUUCUACAAGCACCAGAUCAAAUUCCAGCAUUGUUCCCCUUCAAUCGAACCACUGUUUAUCUUGUCCUGAGUGCCGAGGCAUCACACCGAGUCCCCAAUUCUGUCAUCCUCCGUGGAACCAGUGAGCAUGGCCCACUUGAAUUGGAAAUUCCUGUUCAAGAUAUUGGAGCUGGUGAGACGAUUCAUCAACUUGCAGCAAAGAAGGCUGUACACGAAUUGGAACAAGGUCGAGGGUGGAUCACAAAGGCACGCAGCCCGCCCGAUGACAAACUCCUGAAAUCAGCACACGAAGGUAAAUGGGAUCUUAUCGUCGAACGUGAGGCUGUGAGAUUGGGUGUACAGUUUCAAGUUGGUGGCAAGUGGUGCUCCUUUGUCGCUGUGGAGGAGACUUCCGCAGACAAGAGUGGCAACCCGCCUGAUUACUCAGAGAAGGAAUUGAAAGAAUCCAUUGUCGACCAAAGUUCGACUCAGAUUCGUAAGUCAACCCUGUCGUCCUCCCUCGUCGGUGCAGCCGUGACAACGGAUCGUCGCCAUGUGUCUUCGUCUCGCCAAUCUCAAGGCGGCAACUUUGGUCUUGUGUGCCACGUCAAUGCACCAGCUAGAACAAUUUCCACCAGUGGGGCUGGUUUAUUUGGUUCUUCCUUGAAUACUACAGCGCCAUCUACCGGAGGUCUUUUCGGCGGCUUCGGUCCCGGUCCGUCAAAUCAGGCACCAUCCACGGGAAGUGUAUUCGGUGGCUUUGGUUUCAGCACCACGAAUCGGGCACCAUCCACAGGAGGUCUAUUUGGAGAUGUCAGCAAUCCUAGCUCCAAUAGCAGUACCUCCAAACAGGGCGUUGGUUUGUUCGGUUCCAGCACUGCGAAUUCGAGCUCCUCCACAGGUAGCCUCUUCGGCAGUAGUGAUCAUCGUACUAUUUUCGGGAGCACCCCCUUCCAUAAGAGCAGUGGAACUUUUGGCUCAGGAGUCGGAAACAACAGACCAUCAGCUCCUCAGAGCGGUUUCGGAUUGUCCCACGGUAAUCUCAAGCUCACUCAACGCGACCUGGAGCGUCUUAAUAUCAUAGAGCCCCCAGACAGCGCACUUCUCGAAGCCUAUUCCACCGAAAUGAACCAAGCUGCCUGUAUGCCUUUACCCUCAGAAGACUCAGACAUGGACACAGACCUGGAAGCCUCUCCUGGAACGGACCUUGCACGUGACACAUCGUUGGCAGAAGAAAUCCAAGCUGACCAGUCUCCUGAUACAGCGUUCCGCGGACAAAAUGCGUUGAAUCUAACCUCAAACCCUGACAAGGCGAUGCGAUCUAUCGCGCUGGGCGCAGCUGUGGACAUGAAACGACGCGCUCAUCCAAAACCCGCCGGUGCAGACUCGACACUUUCUCGCUCGAAUAUGGCAGCAACACAACAACGCUCCAGAAUGGCUCCUUCUGCUGCCGCACCCUCUGCUGCACCCUCUACCGGAGGCUCCAACCAAACAUUGCAAGAUUACCAGAUGGGCUUGAUGAUGCUCGAGCAACAGAACAAGAACCGUCUAUACAUGUCUCGUUCUGCUGCUCCCGGCUCUGCCGCACCUGCCCCAUCCUUCGGAGCUGCUGCUCCCCCACCGCCACCCGCACAAGCAGUACCAUCCCCAAUGGUGAACAUGGACUUUGACAGUUUCGCGCGAACACCUUCAGAAACAGCUGCACCGGCACGCAAAGGAUUCGGCGCCUCCGCCUUCAGUGCGUUUAGCGAGAAGAAAACCAAAUUCUUCGGCGGAGGUGGUAGUAAAGCGAAGAAGGGAAGUCCACCCUCAGCAGAACGCGGCGGAUCCCCUAACUACAGCCCCUCGAGCGAUGCAGCAGAGUUUGACGAAGAAACUUCUGACCCAGCAGUGGAAGCGGCCCUCUCCGCACCCAGCGAUAAGAUGCACGCCCUGAUCGGCCUACAGUCAUUCGACGGCUCGUGGAGCAGCGCUUCAUCAAAGCCUUUCUACCGCCUCAUCGGCAUCGAUGGCUCCAGCGGUAGUGUCUCAGCACUUUCCACCGACGGAGACGUCAACAUGACAGCCCUGGCGAUCGCGUGGUUGAAGAAACACGUCCCUGCCGAAGAAGACGUCUGGGAGAUGGUCGUGGAAAAGGCACUCGGCUGGCUGGAGGCGAAGGUCGGAAAGGACGAGGCCGCGAAGAUUCUGAAAGCGGCGGAAAAUGUUGUUUGA